AUGAAUGUCCCAAGAGUCUACGCUUUAGGCAAUGCGCCUUUGAAUUAUCUAGUGUGUCACGAAAUCGCUUCACUAAGUGUUCAGCCAAGAGUUCCUGAGCUUGUGCUGCUUCUGCAGGAUCAAAGAAAAUUGAAUAGAUUCCUAGAAAAUGAGUCCAAAUUGUACGUUAGAAGACAAGACAAUUCUAGAAGCAGUUCCAAACAGUAUAUGGCGUCGUGCUCGCCUCCGAAAUAUGCCUCUGGCGAAAUCGCUAAAAUAGAUAAUCUUAUUAUCGGCGAAACGAGGUCACCGGCAUUUGUUAAUGCAUUAAAAAAGUACAGCGAGUGCAUUCACAAUGACACUAAUGUCUUACUGCUCAACCCGGGUUUUGGAGUAAUGGAGCAACUUGAACAGAGCGUGUGGGAACAAAAAGGGUUUGUACCGAAUAUUUUCAUGGGCUUGGCUGAUCUGGAACAAAGUUUUCUGCCGAGCGAGUUUGCCAUGCAGUACUCUCGUGUACGCCAACCGCUUCAGAUUUGUUCCGUACCUAAAGCGAACAUUAGUUACGAUUAUCAACAAGAUAAACACAACACGCAAGUGCUAGAGGGGACGAACAACUUGCUGAGAUUAAUGAAAAUGUUAGACCGAGAAAACACGUUUUCAAAUAUUGGUGUAGCUACUCGCCCAUACGGUGAUUUACUUCUUCGCCGAUAUGAGGAGCUGAUCAUUGCGUCUUGCAUAAAACCCCUUACUGCAUUAUACCCUGAGAAAGGUGUCUCAGAAAAUACAUCUCUUCUCCAAAUUAUCCGUUCUCUUGUAAGGGAGUUCACGCGCAUUAUUAAGGCCACAGAUCCUCACCUUCAGCACAUCCCGCAUUUUGAGUCUAUAAUCGACGAAGAACGGCUUUUUGUUCUAGUGUCAAGGAACUUGAAAAAGAGAUCGCGUUCUGCGUUUAGCAAACCAACGAUACGGGAUAUUAAUCAAUACAAUGGGUAUUUCAUGAUGAAAGCUAAGGCCAGCGGUCUGUGGUGCCAGUCUAAUUCUUUCAUCAUGAAGUGCGCAAAGGCUAAACUUGAACUACAACAGAAGAACGCAACCGAUUUUAGAUAUUUGUAA
Messenger RNA from Lachancea thermotolerans CBS 6340, 1095 nucleotides. It is a transcript of the gene CBS2, whose product is annotated as Cbs2p. Gene Ontology annotation, molecular function: 2-dehydropantoate 2-reductase activity; NADP binding. Bases 1 to 1095 code for a protein of 364 amino acids. Lineage: Eukaryota; Fungi; Ascomycota; Saccharomycetes; Saccharomycetales; Saccharomycetaceae. Gene Ontology annotation, cellular component: cytoplasm; mitochondrion. The transcript has a single exon. The record is from RefSeq and is a predicted model, not a curated record.